Molecule: messenger RNA, 1527 nt
Organism: Mesocestoides corti
Lineage: Eukaryota; Metazoa; Platyhelminthes; Cestoda; Cyclophyllidea; Mesocestoididae
Source: the annotation of a GenBank genome assembly
AUGCUCUUCGUGGAAUUGCCGAAUAAGACAAAGUCAGCUUGCUGCAGAGGGCUCAUGAGCGAAUUCUUCGUGGACGUCCAUAUACGGUUAUCAGAACAAUCGGAACUCGAGUGUCAUAACACGUCAUUCUGGCUAUUUCAUGGAGGUGGUUUUAGCGUCAGUGUUCUGGACGUGAGCUUCCGCGGUAUCAGAGUGAGCCUCAUCCCAGUGUUAACUGGAAAAGGCGUUGAGGUUUUUAAGGGAGGCAUUUACUUCGGUGUAAGUGGAGUCAUUAGACUAGUUCUCAGAACACUGUCUAACGUGAAGCUUGACAAAAGCGUCAACGUCGACUUGGGUGCCAUCUUACGGUGUCACGCGCACAAACGACAGCUGAAUAACCGUGACCCCAUAUACAAUCCACCAAUCUACUUCAGCCAGACGUUGCGACUCGUUGCCGCGGCAGAUGAACAGCUCAGCUACUUGAGGCUCAAGCCCUGUCAAGUGAGGGUGUUUGGUGUGCACGGGGAUUUCGAGGACAUCCUCCUCCAUUCUGAACCCACCAGGUUCUGGACGACACAUGCCAGAGACGGUUAUUACAACGCCUUUCGUAGCGUGACCGUUCACUUCGGUCGAGUGGCACACAUCAGGAAGAUUGCCCUGAAACUCAAGGAGAAUGCACAGAAUAAGCCCCGAUCGUUGGUUCUUGAUGGAACGCGGGACGGAAAAUCAUUUUACACCUUCCGUAAGGUGGGCGUGGCGUUUCAUUCGAACUCGCUGGAAACGAAUGUCACCCUCACGAACCUGCCGGGCGUGCGUGGUCUUCGAAUAACUCUCUCAGACCUCCUAGAUGACAAGGAGGCUGUGCACAUCAAGAUGAGAUUUUACGGCUGGAUGGAAUUGAGAACACGAUAUGAUUAUGGUCCAUGCAAAGUGCAGAAAUUUGGCUGCACGGACGGACAGUGUGCAGCAUCAGUCGCUCUUCGAAGCUAUGUUGUCGGACGUGACUUCAUAGUCUAUUGUGAUCAAGUCCCUGGUUUGGCCCUGACCUACCGAAUUCGUUCGAUCUGCUUCCGCGCCUUCGACAUCGCACCAACCACCUGGAGAGAUUUGGAUGGUCGCAUAGCACACGUGGUAUCGUACAUUCCGAAGGACAAUGUUCUGCUGGCCACAUCAUGCUGUGAGAAAGAGUACUUCAUGAGCAACGAUUCCGGCGAUUCGUGGGUUUCAAUCAACCGACGACACUUCCUGUACUGGAAGUUCCACCAUGAGACUCGCCCCAUGGUGUCCAUCCCACGGACAGUUGUACCUCCAGAUUUUCAACCGUCUUCAACUGGUUCAAGUUGUACGGCCUUCCAGGUUCGACAGUGGCACUACAAUAAUCCGCCGGAAUUUUCGGCCUUGGAGUACCUAGUGAGACCACGUCUGCAGGACUACACGCAAAAGGUGGCUCAGCUCAUUGCCACCGACAUGGAUCUUUGUGCUGCACCGAAUGCUCCCCCUGCCGAUUGUCAGGUUGUGGAAUACCUCAUUGCAUAUGACAACACUGAA